UCUUGCUCCAGACGCAGACAAACAAGGGAAAGUGAGAAGCAAAAGGAGUAUCAAGUUUCAGAUACUGAACAGCCACUAAGAGCUGAGAACCAUGCCGCACACCAGUCUCUGCAGCUGCCUGGAGUACAUGCUGCCUGUGCUCUGUAUCCUGAAGGCUGCAGUUGGCUUCCCCAACUCCUCUCCACUGCUAAAUCCCAGCCGGCGGAAUGGAGAUCAGCUGAUGCACUUGUACACUUCUACAGAGAGGAACAGCUUCCAUCUCCAAAUCAAUGCUGAUGGCCACAUCAGUGGUGUUCCUUACCAAACCAUUUACAGUGCCCUAAUGAUCAAGUCUGAGGGUGCUGGCUAUGUUAUAAUCACAGGUGUGAAGAGUGGACGCUACCUAUGCAUGGACAUGAAAGGAGACAUUUUUGGAUCGCAUUAUUUCAGCCAAGAGGAUUGCGUGUUCAACCAAAGAACACUGGAAAAUGGAUAUGAUGUGUAUCAAUCUCCCAAGCACCACUUUCUGGUUAGCUUAGGAAGAAGUAAGCAAGUUUUCGUCCCUGGUAUGAAUCCACCACCGUACUCCCAGUUUUUGUCCAGGAGAAACGAAAUCCCUUUGUUUCGAUUCAACACACCUGAACCCCACAGAAACACUAGGAGUGCAGAUGUUGAUCCAAUGGAUCCUCACCAGAUCCUGGUCCCACAGAGAAAGGUCUCUGCAUUAGAGUCUCAGCUGCAACUGCAAAUGGACUUUUCCCAUGUGCCCAGAGAACCCGUGAGAGUCAAUCAGAACGAUGUGGUCAACCCAGAUGACCCACACGCUAUGAUGGAUGCCAGGAGAUAUGCUAGUCCUCGCUUUUACAUUACAAGAUAAUGACAACCACUUGCAUUGAUGACAUGAAUGAAUAUAACAGACAGAAGUGCCUAAAACACUCAAUCUGAUUUCUAACCCUCAGGGUGGGCUGCUAGAAACCCGAAGAACAUUGAAAAAAAAAAAUUAUUUCAAAUUUUGUCCUUAUGCAUGACGGUUUACUGAAAAAGGAUGUUGCACUCUGCUUUACUGAAAAGACAAUCAAUUUUCAAAAUGUAUAAUAGAAACUAAAUAUUUUAAGGUCUGAAAUACCCUUAGUAUGCCUAAGUGAAAAACAGAAUUCACUUGAAUGUAAUGAUGAACUAGUGUUAUGUUACUGAUGUGUCUGGAAGAAGACUUGAGCCCUCUAGGAUUAGAAACUCCAGCAGAGGCAGAGAAUCUUCUUACUAGCUCACUUGCAAGCACAGCAGACUAACUGACCAACAGUGUGUUAUAUCAUCACAUAAAACUUGCCAUAUAUAUUCUUAAGUGUUGAGAUUGGAGCUUCGGCCUCUUUUCGUGCCCAUAGGAGUCAGAAAGUGACCACUCUGGUGACAAAAAAAGCAGUGCAUAAAGAAAACUGGAGUAGCUGACAGGGAUCAAAUGGCCUUGUGUAGACAGUCAUUUCUGACACCUAUUGAAUCCAAGCUGAGGUUUGAAAAAUGAGUAUUUGAGUCUCACCGUUCUCUCAAGUUCUCUGUCACAUCUCUCUAUUCACUUAAUUAUAGCAACACAAUAUGGAAAUGCAAUAUAGAAACAUUCAUUAGUUUUGCAUGUUUCUAACCCAGAGGGAAGUACCAGGAUCAGUAUAUGCCAAAUAGGCUAGUUUAUUUUGCCCAGUGCUCUCCAAGAAAAAAAAUCCCCUCAGAUUAUGCCUCACAGGCAAAUUAUUAACGGUUAAUGCAGACUCACAUCUAAUGAGUAAAAAAUUAAGCAUGUAUUUAGAAAAGGAGCUUCUACGUUUGACAUCAAAGUUUUUAUCUAAUUCUAAGCAGACAUCAGAUGCUUAAUAUCUGUAAGAGU
This is a messenger RNA of Lagopus leucura (white-tailed ptarmigan), 1855 nucleotides long. It is a transcript of the gene FGF23, whose product is annotated as fibroblast growth factor 23. NCBI's taxonomy places the organism in Eukaryota, Metazoa, Chordata, Aves, Galliformes, Phasianidae. Gene Ontology annotation, cellular component: cytoplasm. The record is from RefSeq and is a predicted model, not a curated record. Gene Ontology annotation, molecular function: type 1 fibroblast growth factor receptor binding; growth factor activity. The transcript is spliced from 3 exons. Gene Ontology annotation, biological process: positive regulation of protein phosphorylation; cell differentiation; regulation of cell migration. Bases 92 to 856 code for a protein of 254 amino acids.